Molecule: messenger RNA, 853 nt
Organism: Suillus clintonianus
Lineage: Eukaryota; Fungi; Basidiomycota; Agaricomycetes; Boletales; Suillaceae
Product: Ndufs8, NADH:ubiquinone oxidoreductase 23 kd subunit
Exons: 6
Coding region: 53-781 (242 amino acids)
Biological process (GO): mitochondrial electron transport, NADH to ubiquinone; mitochondrial respiratory chain complex I assembly
Cellular component (GO): membrane
Molecular function (GO): 4 iron, 4 sulfur cluster binding; NADH dehydrogenase activity
Source: RefSeq, a predicted model, not a curated record
CGUCACACCAAUAGUUGUUCGCUGUUGGCCAACCUCACCGACUUUGACCGUCAUGUCUUUCGCCCGCCCGCGUCUUGCAUUGGGCCUUUCGCCCAGGAUACUAGUGACACAGCGCUCGGCUGCGCUGCGCUCGUCGCUAGUAGCAUACCGCAACAUUCACAGUACCCGCUGCUCGCAUGCAGAGCAUCUGGAAAGCCGACUCGAAGGUCCAAUAAGGUCGCCGCCUCUAGGUGCAGGAAGUUUAACCGCAAAGGACGAGCCCGGAAAGGAUAUUGACCCAUACAAGGAUGGACAGAGUGCCAUCGACAAGGCCGUUCAUCUCUUCUUCUUUACCGAGAUCAUCCGAGGAAUGUGGAUUGUUCUGGAGAAUUUCUUCAGGCAGCCCUACACCAUAAUGUACCCAUAUGAGAAGGGUCCUCUAUCUCCUCGUUUCCGUGGAGAACACGCUCUUCGACGAUAUCCCAGUGGUGAAGAGCGGUGCAUUGCUUGCAAACUUUGCGAGGCUAUUUGCCCUGCCCAAGCAAUUACUAUCGAGAGCGAAGCUCGCGCGGAUGGUUCGAGAAAAACGACUAAAUACGAUAUCGACAUGACGAAAUGCAUCUACUGCGGUUUUUGCCAAGAAGCUUGCCCCGUUGACGCGAUCGUUGAAACACAAAAUCAGGAGUUCUCUACGGAAACUCGCGAGGAGCUCCUGUACAACAAAGAGAAGUUGCUCGCAAAUGGCGACCGGGCUGAGGCCGAAAUUGCUGCUAACUUGCAUUCGGACCAUGUUUACCGGUGAAGUAGUAGUUUAGAUGAGUCAUGGCAGGUCGUGUACUUAUCUCCUGGUCCAAUUCUACAUUUCUUCACCUGA